UGCAACCUUGUAGCCUUUCUUAAUCCUGCAAUCACUCGCUGCUUUAUAAACCCAUUCUUUAUCUCGGACUUUCACAAAAAGGCUUUUGUCUACCCAUCGUCUUUGUUAACCCGACGUUGAUUUGGUGUAGCCGUUUUGGUACAGACAUUAAUUUCAACUAUGAGUGAUGAAGAGCAAGCACAUCACUUGAUGGAAAAUGUCGGGACUGUCUCUCCAUCAACACCGAAAAGACCUCCAAGGAUGCCAAAAUGCUCGCGGUGCAGGAACCAUGGCUUCGUGUCGCCUUUGAAGGGCCAUAAACGGUUUUGUAACUGGAGAGACUGCCAAUGUCAAAAAUGCAAACUGAUUGCAGAAAGGCAACGGGUGAUGGCCGCUCAGGUGGCUCUUCGCCGCCAACAGGCGCAGGAGGAGGAGAUGGGGAUCUGCAACCCAGUUAAUCUCUCAAAUGCUGAUAUCGUAGUAAAGAACGAACCUUCUGGAGAUAUGCUUUUUGCAGUGGGGGGAAGAUCGCCCUCGACUUCAAGCGCAGCCUCUUCUCCAUCUACUGUUGGCGGUCGCUCUGCGCUUCCCUCCAGCCCCAGUGCGGCCAGCAGAGGGCACUCUGAGGGCACCUCUGACCUGGUGGUGGAUGCCUCCUACUAUAACUUCUACCAGCCCACCCGCUACCCGGCCUACUACAGCAACCUCUACAAUUACCAGCAGUACCAGCAGCUCCCCAAUGGAGACGGUCGUCUGGCCGGCCACAACGUGUCCCCGCAGUACCGCAUGCACUCCUACUACUCGGCAGCCUCCUACCUGAGCCAGGGCCUGGGCAGUGCCACCUGCGUGCCCCCCCUCUUCACCGUGGAGGACAACAGCCUCUGCACCGAGCCCAAGGCAGCUGCAUACGUCCCUGGAGGUGGUCAAGACUCAGGCCUGGGCUGCCUGUCCAUCAACACCAUGGUGAACCCCGAGAGCAAACAGGAUUGUGAGGCCAACUCCGAGUCGGGCGCUUUCACUGUGGACUCCAUCAUCGACGGUGUCGCCAAGUAGACACCCGGCCAAACAGAAAAGGCACGUUGAAACCACUCAAAAAUCCACCUGUGAGUCUCACGUAACAUCAUCUCAAGAUUACAAAUCCAUGUGGAUUUUCUUGGCAAGUGCUUGAUAUCAACUGACAAGUUUUCUUUUGUAGUUCAUUGCUUUAUAAAGCCGAUUUUUAUUUCAGUUUGACUGUUUUCCCGCUAACUUCCAAAAGUAGAUCAAAGAAAGACUUAAUUGAAUUGUCAGUCUGUGACAUAGCGUUCUCUUGCUGAGAUAUUGCAGACAGAAGUUUAUAUAUCUGUUCUUUUACGGCUGCACUUAUUUUCUUUUUUGACAUAAAAAAAAACUGAGAACAAAUUUCCCCUCUGCGGCUCUUCUCUCUCUCCUCCUCCCUCUCUUCCUCUCUUCCUCUUCCUCUCUUCCACUCUCCCUUUCCUCCGCUCAUUCUCUCUGUCUCUCUCUCUCCCUCUCCCCUCAAACUCUUUGUACACAUACAGUACUUUCUGUUGGUUGAUGGUAUUGUAAAGAUUAGCUUUAUAUAUUUUUUUUCUUUUCAUUUCGGUGAUUGCAUUCCUGGGGCAUUUGUGUUUACAGUUUGUCAGGGAGAGUGAUGACGUGUCAAUAUUCCGACAUUGUGUUUAUACCAAAAUGGCAGCAUAGGUUAGUCUCCAAGGAGCUUUGAGAAAAUGAGACAUUGAGACAUGAAUUAUGCGUCCCCCUCUACUCCAUCUACAGCCCAACGAGUGCUGCUCUUAUUUAUGGGCGGCCGCGGACAGCAUCAUUUUCACCUGGAUGAUAUGCGGCGGUAUCUGCCUCCCGCGGAGCCUUGAGCUUGCUUUUUUGCGAACACACACACACACACACACACACACACACA
Molecule: messenger RNA, 1900 nt
Organism: Engraulis encrasicolus (European anchovy)
Lineage: Eukaryota; Metazoa; Chordata; Actinopteri; Clupeiformes; Engraulidae
Gene: dmrt1
Product: doublesex and mab-3 related transcription factor 1
Exons: 5
Coding region: 160-1032 (290 amino acids)
Biological process (GO): sex differentiation; regulation of transcription by RNA polymerase II; germ cell development
Cellular component (GO): nucleus
Molecular function (GO): RNA polymerase II cis-regulatory region sequence-specific DNA binding; DNA-binding transcription factor activity, RNA polymerase II-specific
Source: RefSeq, a predicted model, not a curated record